Molecule: messenger RNA, 267 nt
Organism: Argiope bruennichi
Lineage: Eukaryota; Metazoa; Arthropoda; Arachnida; Araneae; Araneidae
Exons: 2
Coding region: 1-267 (88 amino acids)
Source: RefSeq, a predicted model, not a curated record
AUGAAGUGUCUAAUUGAUUUAUAUGUCCUGUUCCUUGUUAAAUUAAAGACUGGAAUUUCAAAUGAAUUUUUAUCCAUUUUGAGUCAUCAGCCAUUAUACUGUGGUAGUAUAUCUGACAAGGAACUUUUUAUUAAAAGCCAUCUGAUGGAUGUAUUAGAACCGAAUGAUAUUGUGAUGGCAGAUAAAGGUUUCCAAAUUGAACAAGAACUACAAAUAAUAGGACAUAAAUUGAAAUAUCCUAAAUUUUUAAAGUACUAUUCUGUUUAA